Molecule: messenger RNA, 3433 nt
Organism: Propithecus coquereli (Coquerel's sifaka)
Lineage: Eukaryota; Metazoa; Chordata; Mammalia; Primates; Indriidae
Gene: ZDHHC3
Product: zinc finger, DHHC-type containing 3
Exons: 7
Coding region: 94-1092 (332 amino acids)
Biological process (GO): protein targeting to membrane; peptidyl-L-cysteine S-palmitoylation
Cellular component (GO): Golgi apparatus; endoplasmic reticulum
Molecular function (GO): protein-cysteine S-palmitoyltransferase activity
Source: RefSeq, a predicted model, not a curated record
GAUGUCACAGUGGCUGCAUGCCUGCACAUGGCACAAUGUGGGGCCAGGUGCCAUUCUCAACACCCUCAGAUGCCAGUAUGGACAGAAUAGCUUAUGAUGCUUAUCCCCACCCACCACUUCCGAGACAUUGAACGGAAACCAGAAUACCUCCAGCCGGAGAAGUGUGUCCCACCACCCUACCCUGGUCCUGUGGGAACCAUGUGGUUUAUCCGUGACGGCUGUGGCAUUGCCUGUGCCAUUGUCACCUGGUUUCUGGUCCUCUAUGCGGAGUUUGUGGUUCUCUUUGUCAUGCUGAUUCCAUCCCGAGACUACGUGUACAGCAUCAUCAAUGGAAUUGUGUUCAACCUGCUGGCCUUCUUGGCCCUGGCUUCCCACUGCCGGGCCAUGCUGACGGACCCCGGGGCAGUGCCCAAAGGAAACGCCACGAAAGAAUUCAUCGAGAGCUUACAGUUGAAGCCCGGGCAGGUGGUGUACAAGUGUCCCAAAUGCUGCAGCAUCAAGCCCGACCGAGCCCACCAUUGCAGUGUUUGUAAGCGGUGCAUUCGCAAGAUGGACCACCACUGUCCCUGGGUCAAUAACUGUGUCGGCGAGAACAACCAGAAGUACUUCGUCCUGUUUACAAUGUACAUAGCUCUCAUUUCCUUGCACGCCCUCAUCAUGGUGGGAUUCCACUUCCUGCAUUGCUUUGAAGAAGAUUGGACAAAGUGCAGCUCCUUCUCGCCACCCACCACGGUGAUCCUCCUCAUCCUGCUGUGCUUUGAGGGGCUGCUCUUCCUCAUCUUCACAUCAGUGAUGUUUGGGACCCAGGUGCACUCCAUCUGCACGGAUGAGACGGGCAUUGAGCGCCUCAAACGAAAGAAUCAGCCCCGGCAGCACACGGGCAGCUGGCAGUCGGUGAAAGAGACCUUUGGUGGGAACUUCUCCCUGAACUGGUUCAACCCCUUCUCCAGACCGUGUCAGCCAGAGAUCCCCAGUGACAAGGACUUGGUGCGGCAGGUGGCAUCGCUGUCAGACACCGACUACACUGAGACGCCGGAGGAGCAGUCAGAGGAGACGAAGGACGAGGACUCUGUGGAGGUGAUCGAUGAAUAGAGGCUGCCGUGGGGAGAGAACCAAACACGGAAACGUGCCUGCCGACCUUCCUGCGGGGCUUUGGCUAAAGGGGCUCGUGGGCGUGACACUCAGCGCCCCAAUGCCUCCCCCAGGCCCUCCCUCGCCUCGGCACCCCUGGGAGCCCCUCCUCCCUCUCUCCACGUUGGGCCACGUCUGGAGUGGGGGGUGGCCUGGGGACAGCAGAGGAGGAUGGGGGACUUUCUCUGAGUUCACUAAGAAGAGUCUGUCCCGAGAAGGGUUGCCAGGAGCCACUCUGCAAGGCAGGGCAGCUUGCACAGCUCUGCCCAGUAAAGGCAGCCUGACCAGGGCGGCCCGGGGCGAAAAAGGGCUUUCCUCGGGCUUUCCUUGAGACGCCUGUCUUCUCUUGGGAAGACUGGGGCCCUGGGAAGGGCAUCCCCCACUGCCUACUGAAAUUAGGAGGAAGAUGCGGCUGCCACAUCUGCUUUCAAGGGGUCAGGCUAGGUUUGAGAGAAGGCUGUACACACACAGGUGGGACAUGCCCCGCGUGGACACGAGCCUGAGUUAGGAUGGUGGCACCAGAAAUGAGCUCCUCUUCCAAAGACACUGGAAUCCUCACUGAGUCAGACAGCUUGGAGCUAUCCCACCUGGGGCUGAAAAUCUUUCCACUCGCAGGUGGGGAUACAAGAAGGAUCUAUUUAGAGCUACUGCUAACCUCCCCCGUGAGAACUUAAUUUAACUUUCCUCUCAGAGGGUAUCUGACAGCACACAUGGGCAGAACUGACCAGAAACCCUGCCUGUAUGUUUCAGGCCAGUUUUCUCAAGAUGAUGCCCAUCUUGUCUCUGAAAGGAUGAGUGGUGGCCGGGGCCUGCAGACCGAUGAACCAGGAAGACAGACAGAGGCAGACAGACACACACACAUUCUGCCGGGAUAUCCUGGACCCUAGUCACCCCAGUUGAGCCUGGGGAGUCUGUGACGUUACCAAAGAUCUGGACAGGGGUCCUGGUGCUCCUGAACCCCAUCCCGGUGGUCGUUUCUGCACAAAGUGCAACAGAAGGGUUCAUAUCCCAGUUUGGUACAAGAAAUGGAUUCCCCCCCCCUCCCCAGCAUGGGUCUCUGUUCUUCUCUUUGGCCCAUUCUCCAUGUCGCCGACGUCGACAGAAGGCACAGGCACUGAGCAGAGCCUGCCCACGCCAGUCUCUGUGAGGGCCCCUCUUCCAGCUCCAGGCGAAACGGCAUGAGUCUUGGCCCAAAGGGGCCGUGGCCCCAGUUCAACGGGGAAGAAGGUCAGUGUUUGGAGGUACAGCCUUAGCACACUGAGAAAGGAAGGAGAGCCAGGCAGUGGCCUAGCUCUGGGAUAGCAUCCUAGGGCGUGCCGUGAAGGGCGAUGAUUCUGUCAGAGAGACCCUCUGUCUGGGAGCAUUGCUCAGAGGGGCCAGUGCUCACACAGCCUCCUCUGUCCUAGCCAUGCUCAGAGCUCUCCAGUUGUGUCCCACGAGAAGGGUGACGGCAGGACUCCAGCAUCAACAGAGCACCAGAAAGGCCAGGGCCUCCACUCCCACCUGCGGGCCCCGUUUAUGGUCCACAUCAGCGUUAAUAUUUAGUGAUGACAAUGGAAGGAGCCCGAGUCAGCUCUAGAGGCAGUUGACUCACUUUGGGGGAGAGCUGUCCUCUCACCGUGUGGACCUGUAUUUGUUUUGCUGACCCGGAAGCAGCCCUGGGCUGCCAGCGCGGUGGAUUGUAUACCAAAGAGACUGCAAGGAGGCGAGCAGUGCCAGCUCCUGCAGUCCCCUAGGAGGCAGCAGUUGGAAUAGGGGAGAGGGUUUGCCGGUCACUGUUUGCUGACAUCAACCUCUGUGCCGAGUCCAGGCCAGAGGUCAGAGGUGUCUGCAAAUCCAUAUGGCCCCUGAGAAAUGUCCUUGCACAUUGGGGUUAAAACUGCCCUUCCUAGAGGCCAGCUUGGCCUGAAAGCAGAGGUACUUAACCAACCCCCAAUUCUGUUUUCAGAUUGGUUGCUCCGGAAAGGAAGGUUGGGGUGGGGAGGCAUUUUGCGUGCACAUAGGCAGACCCUGCCCCUGCUUCCCCACCGACCCCACCUCCAUGCUAGACCUCAGCCACAUCCAUCCGCCCUGUUCUGGGAGGUGCUGAACUGGGCCACAGCCAGGGUCAAGUGGGCGAUAACUUGUCCAGUAUCCUGAGCCCUGUGCCCCCACACCAAUGACACAGUGGCCUUCUCUCCGCGGCAGCUGUUGGCAGCAUAACAUUCUUCUGCUUAGCCUCAAACUGAAAGCGUUGCAGCUGAUGUCAAAACAAGAUGAGGACUGAUAGGGAGGGAGGCUGGGUGCAAACCUUUGCCUCUGU